AUGGGCGGGUCGGGCCAAAAAAAAGCGAAAAAAGGCGAAAAAAAAAGCGAAAAAAGGCGAAAAAAGGCGAAAAAAAAAGCGAAAAAAAAAGCGAAAAAAGGCGAAAAAAAAAGCGAAAAAAGGCGAAAAAAAAAGCGAAAAAAAAAGCGAAAAAAGGCGAAAAAAAAAGCGAAAAAAAUGGAAAAGACGUCAAAAAAAUGUGGAAAAAAAGUGGAAAAAAUAAACGCCGAAAAAAGGUGGAAAAACAGGGCGUAA
Molecule: messenger RNA, 255 nt
Organism: Plasmodium vivax (malaria parasite P. vivax)
Lineage: Eukaryota; Apicomplexa; Aconoidasida; Haemosporida; Plasmodiidae
Product: Histone H1, gonadal, putative
Exons: 1
Coding region: 1-255 (84 amino acids)
Source: RefSeq, a predicted model, not a curated record